AUGCACCAAAUCAUCGGGCAAGUCGCGACCGCCGAAGCCGCGCAUGCGAAAGCCGAACUGGGAUCCGUGCGCGCAACGACUCUAGCGGCGAUUGAAGACUUCUUCCAACGUGCGAGCCUGGCAGCGAGCCCCGACAACACCCCGACCGGGGCCGACCCAUCAAGCACGACCGUCAACCGAGGGGAGGCCCCGGCUAGAGACGCCGGGGGGCUGCAUCCAAUUUUUUUCAACAUGAUGUCAAGCUCCAAGUCUCUCCUCGACUCCAAGAUCCAAGACGCCGAUCUGUCCUUCGCCCUGUCCCUCGCAACGAAGGCGCUCAAAGCCGAAGCCGCCGCCGCCAAGAAGGCCGCCGCCCAAGCCAUGGAAGUCGACACGCCGACCGACGUUCUCGUCGGUGACUUGGUCAAACGCGAGAUUGCCAAGUCCACGGCCGCGCUGCGCAAGGAAGUGAAUCAACUCCGUGCGGCGAUAAACGUCAAGGCGGGCCGUCAAGGGCAAGCGACCCCCGCCAAGAACAAGCCCAAGUCCAAGCCAACGGCCGCCGCUGGCGCAAAAGCCGCCGAUCAACCGCGCGCCAAAAGCUCCAAGCCACCAAGGAACGCGAACGCCAAGCCACGCGACGCCGCGAACACAAAGUCCAAGGCCGCCAAGACCAAGAAACCUUCGAAGAAGCAGUAG
Messenger RNA from Aphanomyces invadans, 678 nucleotides. RefSeq lists its product as hypothetical. The coding region runs from base 1 to 678 and encodes 225 amino acids. The transcript has a single exon. Lineage: Eukaryota; Oomycota; Saprolegniomycetes; Saprolegniales; Verrucalvaceae. The record is from RefSeq and is a predicted model, not a curated record.